Sesamum indicum (sesame) is the source of this 1988-nucleotide messenger RNA. RefSeq names its product beta-hexosaminidase 2 (gene HEXO2). Gene Ontology annotation, molecular function: beta-N-acetylhexosaminidase activity. Gene Ontology annotation, biological process: glycosaminoglycan metabolic process; carbohydrate metabolic process. NCBI's taxonomy places the organism in Eukaryota, Viridiplantae, Streptophyta, Magnoliopsida, Lamiales, Pedaliaceae. The record is from RefSeq and is a predicted model, not a curated record. Gene Ontology annotation, cellular component: membrane.
UAAAACAGUCAUAACUGCAAUUGACAUAACAUCAUCCUCAACAUGGGUUGUAGUAUUAUUACUUUCCCUUCAUUUUCUCAUCUCUUCAUCUCCACACUUCUUCUCCUUACAACGUUGUACAUCACUCCUCAAAUCUCAGCCGUCCGAUACCCCAUCGACGUCUGGCCAAAGCCCACCACAUUCCACUGGCCACAGCCACAGGCAAUCACUCUCUCCCCGGAGUUCACUAUAUCCGCUCCCCCCCACAGCUACCUAACCCCCGCCGUCCACCGCUACCUCCGCCAGAUCCUGACGGAGCACCACCUCCCCCUCGUCACCCCACUUCUCAAUCUGACUGGGGGGCCCCCGCUCACCACGCUCACCAUCAUCAUCUCCGACGCCGCUGCUCCGCUGACCCACGGCGUGGACGAGUCGUACUCCCUCACCGUCCCCUCCACCGGAGCCUCCGCCGUGCUAAACGCCGAAACCCCAUGGGGCGCGAUGCGCGGGCUGGAGACGUUCUCGCAGCUGGUGUAUGCAAAGCCGGCGAGGGUGGCUUGCGGGUUGUACAUUUCCGACGGGCCACUGUUUCCGCACAGGGGAAUCAUGCUCGAUACCGCCAGGAACUAUUACGGUGUUGAGGAUUUGCUGCGGCUGAUUAGGACGAUCAGUAUGAACAAAUUGAACGUUUUCCAUUGGCAUAUUACGGAUUCCCAUUCGUUUCCGCUGGUGGUGCCGUCGGAGCCCGAGAUGGCGGCGAAAGGGGCGUACGGCGAGGACAUGAAGUACACGGCGGCGGACGUGAAGAGGGUGGUGGAAUAUGGGAUGGAGCAUGGAGUUAGAGUUGUGCCCGAGAUUGAUAUGCCUGCACACACUGGAUCAUGGGCUGAAGCUUACCCUGAGAUUGUCACCUGUGCUAACAAGUUCUGGUGGCCUGCAGAUGCCGAAUGGACCGAUCGGCUGGCUGCCGAGCCAGGAACCGGACAACUGAAUCCCUUAAACCCCAAGACCUAUGAAGUUGUCAAAAAUGUUGUCCGUGAUGCUGUUUCCAUGUUUCCUGACCAAUUUUAUCACGCGGGAGCUGAUGAGAUCACUCCAAACUGCUGGAAAAUCGACCCUUCCAUUCAAACUUUUCUUUCCAAUAAUGGAACUCUCAGUCAGAUUCUUGAAAUGUUUAUAAAUUCGACAUUACCUUACAUCAUAUCUCUGAAUCGUACAGUGAUCUACUGGGAGGAUGUUUUGUUGAACGCUGAUGUCAAUGUGCCCUCUUCCUUGCUCCCUCGCGAAAAUGUCAUUCUCCAAUCUUGGAACAAUGGACCGAAUAACACAAAGAGGAUUGUCGAUUCUGGAUAUCGUGCAAUUGUUUCGUCAUCGGAUUUCUAUUACUUGGACUGUGGGCAUGGGGAUUUUACAGGAAAUAACAGUCUAUACAAUAUGCCGCCUGGUUCUGAUCAAGGAAAUGGUGGAUCGUGGUGUGGACCCUUUAAAACAUGGCAAACCAUUUACAACUAUGAUAUAACUUACGGAUUGACUGAGGCAGAGGCAAAGCUGGUAAUAGGAGGGGAGGUGGCGUUAUGGUCCGAGCAAGCUGACUCAACCGUUAUGGAUUCACGGAUCUGGCCAAGAGCUUCAGCAAUGGCUGAAGCGUUAUGGUCAGGGAAUCGAGAUGAAACGGGAAAGAAGAGAUUUGCGGAGGCUACAGAUAGGUUGAAUGAGUGGAGAUACAGAAUGGUAACACGGGGAAUAGGUGCUGAACCUAUUCAGCCGCUCUGGUGUAUCAAGAAUCCAGGCAUGUGUAACACGGUCCAUUUAGCUUAAUUGAUUUAUCCUGUCAUCUUCAAUUAUUUUCGGUCCGAUUUUAGCGUCGGAAACAAAAGUGGUUGAGAUAUUUAUUGGUGGAAUGAUAGAAGUUCAAGUCAUUCUUCUUUUGCAAAUGUUCUGAAUUCUUGUUUGUAAGCAUGAUUUCCUAUUGAUCCCUUUUACCUUAAGUAAAAGAUCUUCGGAUAUGA